GAAAAAGGAUACCCUCGCGGCCCUCGCGCCGUGAGAUCGCGACGGGGUGUUGUUGGCCAUCUUCGGUCCCUGGGAGCCCUCACCGGGCCCAAGGACCGGCAACAAAACGACGUCCGUAGCCAUUCUGGCCCGAGCCGGUUCAGACGAACACAGAUCGCUGCACCCCUGCCCGCUGCAGGCGGGCGCCCUGGUGCAGGCUGCCCGGCCUGGGCGCGCUGACGCCCCCAUGAGCCGACGCGGCGCCGCGUGGUGCCCCAGCUCCUACCGGGCCCGCAAGAACGCCAUCCUGGCGCUGCAGGCCUGUGCUGCCGGGGUGCUUCUGUGGCUGGCCUUCUACGGCGCCGGCAGCGCCUCCGCCGCCAGCGACGGCUCGCGGAGGCAGCCCCGGCCGCAGCACGAGGACUGGGAGGGCCUGCGGCCAGCCGACGCCCGGCAGGCGGCCUCGCCGCCGCCGGCGGCCGACGCGCGGCCUGCAGCGGGGCGCGGCGAGCCAGAGGAGCCAGCCGCCCUCGCCGAACCGGAGGCGGCCGAGGCGGAGGCCCCGGAGGAGCCCCCGGCGCGGGCGCCACGCCAGGCGGCGGCCCAGGCGCCAGCGUUGCUGCCGAGGGCGCCGGCGCCAACGGCGCCGCUGGCGCUGGCGAGCGACGGAGGCGUCGGGUCGGAGGCCCUGCGCGGGCAGUACGACGGCGGCCAUCCGCAGGAGGGGCCGACGAAGCUGAUCUUCAUCAGGAUACCGUUGAACGGAGGUCGUUCUUUGGUGGAUGCUGCUCAACGUGAAGGCCUUAACUUCGGAGACCAUGUCCAGGCGUCGACAGCAUCCAGAGGCCCGCGCAGCGUGGUCGCCGGGCAGACGACCUGCCCACGUGCUAGCGUUCCUCCGUCUCAGCUGGCCGAGGUCUACGGGGGCACCCAGACCUUCUGCAUAGUCAGGGACCCCUACGAACGCCUCAUCACAGAGUUCCGUCGGACCUGGAAGGGCAAUCCGCUACGGAAAGUUGGAUGCUUGGAUGGCCUCAACGCGUUCGUGAAGAAGAGGGUGAAGACGUAUAUGGGGGACCCCGAGCUCGGGAGAGAGCCAGCUCCUUUUGCGCACGAUUGUGAAUUUAUGCCUCAGUCGGCUUUUGUAUUUGGGUGGCGUGCGGACAUUGGCCAGGUUGACGACACCCAGCGCUGGUGCACGCACUCCCUUCAUCAUGCUAGUCUUCAGGAAGAUGCAAGCACCUUCUUGGAAUCCCACGGCUACAGGCUCACUGUCGAAGCGGAGCCCCUGGUCGAUCCAAGUGUGUGCCCGAUGCUCAACUUGAGGAGCCUGUCGGUCGUGAGCCGCGAACUCAUCGAGGCCGCCUAUAAGGACGACUUCAGGCUGCUGAAUUUCCAGAAGAUCACCGGGCCGGAGUUCAUCCACAUACCCCGCACGGGUGGCACCACCAUCGAGGAUGUUUCUCAGAAGUACGAGCUCUGGGGGAGAAGAAGUCCGCGCUUGCUCGGGGGCGCGAAGUGGAUGGGCCCCAAGCACAUGGACGUCUGCUAUCCCCAGCAUGUCCCACCGUCGAUCUUGGACGCUCUGUUCGCUGGUAAGGAGACCUUCUGUAUCGUGAGAGACGUGUACAAGCGAUUGAUAUCUGAAUUUGGUUAUUGGGCCAUGGCCCGCUUCCCGGGCUGGCCACCGCAAUUUGACUGCAACGUCUCGGAGCUGAACCGCUUCAUCUCUGAGCGGCUUGCCGGCAAGGAUGGUUAUCUGCACAAUCCCCACCGGUCAGACUGCCACUUGGUUCCCCAGGCUGGGUUUGUUUACGCAUGGGACAGAAAGAACGCGAAAGUGAACUUUGGCGAACGAUGGUGCACCAAGGUGGUGAGAUACGAGCGGUUUCACGAGGAGAUUAAUAGCUUCUGGGCUGGACACGGAUAUCCUAUGCGAUUGGACACUGGCCAGCGGUCGUGGACAAAGACAAAGGGCCCGUGCGGGGAGUUGAAGCCCAAGCACUUCAGCGACGAGUCGGUGGCCCUCAUCAAGAAGGUAUACUUUGAGGACUUCAAGAUGAUGGCAGAUCUGGACGCCGAGUACGAGUCUGCUCCGAAGACGCCGCCACUUCCGGCAGAGGAGGUGAUUGAUGACGAUCACCUCAUUCGCGUGGCAGAGCGGACCCUGGUGGCCGAAGAGCGUGAGCUCGAGAAGGCGACCAUGGUAGUUGAUGAUUUGGUUACCUCCGAGGACUUCGAGGUUGAAUUUGAUUUGACUUUGCACAAAGUCCAUACGUCGAAUGUGGGGGGGAUCUUGAAGAUCACCAACACCAGCGGCUGGUACGGGGAGCCCGGCGACAGGAUGCCGGCCUUCUUGUUCGGUUGGAACUCGUCAAAGAUAAUGACCCACAUGGGUAAGGCUGGAAAGCCGAACGACUUCUGCCAGUCCAAGUAUGGAAUGCCACUGGGCAAGGUUCAGCACAUCCUGGCCCGCUUGCAGGGGUCGGAGUACACAAUGUACGUCAACGGCGAGGAGUCGUGCACGUUGAGAGGCUUCUCCGACGAGGCGAAGUACCCCGCCCAGAGGAAUGUGCAGGUGUGGUUGUACGAUCAGUUCAACGACCCAGGGUUCGCCAGCAUUGCGAACUUGAGGUACAAAGCCCUGGGGUCGUUACCGGCAUGAGCGUCUUGGUGAGGCCAGCGCCCGCGUUUCUCGCCACCUGCAGUACGUGAAGAACGUCAGGAGCCUGCCUGCUGGUGGCCGCCGCCCGAGAGCAGCUGGCCGUGGAUGGGCGCUCGGCGAGCGGCCCCGCCGGGCGCCUGGUCAAGGUCGAGGGGGGCUUGGCGCCGUGGCAGCGCCGAGGGGCAGCAGCCGCAAUGGCGGCCUGAGUGGGCCAGGCUGGCAAACGACUGCCUGGGAGAGUGUUGGCGCGCAUGCGCAA
This is a messenger RNA of Prorocentrum cordatum, 2903 nucleotides long. Lineage: Eukaryota; Dinophyceae; Prorocentrales; Prorocentraceae. The record is from the annotation of a GenBank genome assembly.